This is a messenger RNA of Trichoderma virens Gv29-8, 3588 nucleotides long. RefSeq lists its product as uncharacterized. NCBI's taxonomy places the organism in Eukaryota, Fungi, Ascomycota, Sordariomycetes, Hypocreales, Hypocreaceae. The transcript is spliced from 3 exons. Bases 1 to 3588 code for a protein of 1195 amino acids. The record is from RefSeq and is a predicted model, not a curated record.
AUGACCCCGAUUUCUCAGGCAGAGAAUGAAGAAAUCAUCGCAACCAUCAGAUCGCACCGCGCAAACGGACGAUUCUCUGAGGCGGAGCAUCUCAUCAAGAGUCUUCCUAAUGACAAAAGGGUUUUAGCUAGCAUCGCAAUUGAGAUUAUUCUGCUCUUCCUCGUCCAGGGUUGUACUACCUCGGCUGCCCAGAUCUUUGAUGAGGCUUUCCCACAUUCGCCACUCCAAACUGAAUGCGCAGAGACAGUACCAACUAUCGACAGCGAAGAGACCGCCUUAGUUGAAAUUCUCCGUGAUUAUGUUGGGAUAUUGAGAUAUUCGAAGCUCCAGACGGCAUUGAAAACCGCUCAACGUCUAGGGAGCACUUGGAAACUUGCUGACGGUGAGAAGAGGGACAAUAUCCUUACCGAGUAUAAUAUAGUGGCUGCCGAGCAAGGCCUUCUCGACGAGAAAGCCACUAAAGCUACUGCUACAUUGCAAGUUUCAGCCCUCAGACGAACCCUCCAAUCAGCAGGACGCAUCCGUGAAGCUAGGUUUCUGCUUUACUUCGAGGUGAACUUGAUUGCCGAUCCAAACAGGGCAUUGAAUGAGCUCGAAGACUUCCUCUUGCUUCUAAGCGAACCUGGUUGGGAAACGGAGAAGGCAAUGACCCUAGCAGACAUCGCUCAACUUCAGCUCAAGUCCACAGAAGAAGGCUUGUUAGCAAAGGCUAAUCAAUCUCUUGAUGAGGCACAACAACUGUUUACCAAACUAGAUCACAGAUUUGGUGUCAUCGACCUCGACCUAAUUCGAGUGUCUGCUGACAGCAGCACCUCUGGAGGCGAGAAAUUUGUUCUCAAAUCAGAUAUUGCCAAUCGCUACUUCCAAGUCGGCCACCACCAGAAUGGUAUACGUUGUCUGGUGACCGCUAUUUCUCCAGAAAUGGUCCUCGAUCGUUACUCCGAACAUGUCGUACGCGCGCUUGAGCUUCUACAGCGCAAGAUCAAUGAAACAGGCAGCGAGUUUCUAAAACAAAUUGCAUUGGUCCAAGCGAUCUCACAGGCAGCGCUGAGGGCACCGGAGUACGGCUUUGCCCUGCAGAGCUUGGAGUCCUAUUACGCCAAUGUGCCGAACGAGAUCGGUCCCACGAUCCACAGCAGCAUGGCGUUGAUGCUCAGCACCAUAUAUUCCAGCUUCGACAGACACGAGGAGGCGCUUCAAGCCGCCGAAGAAAGCCUAACUAUCGCCAUGACCGGCAUGGAUUACGAGGUCCAGUCCAAUGCAGCGUUCCUGGUAGGCAUUCGGAAAUUCGACAUGUCGAGGCUCUACACACAGGAUCCGACCAAGUCCGAAGAGUAUCUCAACUCGGCUAAAGAUAUUUUGGCAAAAUGGGCCGAUAAGGACGCCGAGAAUGGUUAUGUCUUUGGGGAAGUCCAAAAAUGUCUUCAGAUCGGCAACUGGGAUUUCUUUAACGCGUUCCAGCAUCCCGAAACGGUCGGGGCAUCCCACGGGCAGCUAUUAAUCGAGCGCGUCAGAAAGCACAUACCUGAAUCUGCAGACGCGUUGAAGCGAAGUCAGCUCGUGGACUUGGAAAUCAAGACACUAAUGCUUCUUGAAGACUAUCCAUCAGCCCUAAAGAUGUCCCAGCACUACCUGGAGGAUGUGAAGAAAAUCACCUCUGCCAGUCCCAUGGCCAAGGCGCAGGCUUUCUUGUCUGCAUCUAUACAGGCUGAUGUUUGUGCUUCAAAUGCAAUUAAAUCCGGCAAGCUGACAUCAGAUGAUGCCUUGCGUUCAGCUUUGGCGCUGAUCUGGUCUUCGUUAGACCUCGCGACUCAAGCCCUUCAGCUGUACAGACAGACAAACGGCACAGAACCGACUUUUCAAUGCACUCUUUUCGUAUGGGAUAUCCUUAACCGCCUAGUCGCAACCAUGGAAGAAGCCUCGGGCAGGGAGCUCCUCCGAGCGUUCAUGAGUGAGCUGAACCAGACGGAGAGAAUCUGCGAUGACAUGCGCCGAAGUGUCGUGCCGACAAAGGGACUUGCAUCUUUGAUGAAUAAGAGGCUUCUUGUUGCCAAGGGAGUGAGCAUCAAACUCUACGGCAUUGGACUUGGCUUGGCAAUGCGCCUGGACGAUGUUCGUGGCGCCUGGGAGUGGCUUCAAAAGGGAAAGGCCAGGGCCUUUUCAGACUCCCUCGGACCGGGUUUUCUUAUUCCACCUCGAUUGAUGCAGAAGAUAAAUGUCGACCAAGAGGCCUGUGAUCUCUUGAAUGCCGAACAAAGCGCGCUGGAGGCACUGAGCGAGCCAGGAGCCAACUAUGUCAUAACUGCCCGGCGAUUAGCCUCGGUGAGAAGCAGAAUGGCAGGUAAUCCUCUUUUAGCUGAGAUAUCAAAAAUUCGAGAUGGAAUGCUGAGUCUCGACAUCAACGCCGAUGAUAUCAAGGCUGCACUCUCUUCGACGGACAUAGCCCCGGAUCGGGUUAAUUUUGUCGACUGGAACAUUUCAGCUACCGGCUCUCUUAUCACUUUGUUUGUCAGGAAACUUGAUGGAGAAACCAAGGCAAAACAGCUCUCCGUGUCACUCACCGAGGUCAAAACAUGGCUUUCCAAAGCCUUCGAAUACCCUGAACUAGCGGAUCCGCCUCUGAGCAAGAAGACCGGAAACCGUUUUCUCAACACGAUGAGUGGGCUCCUUGAUGGAUUAUCCGAGAUGACUCAGGAAGACAAUCUCCUGAUACUUUCCCCUUCAGGUCUUCUCAACAGAAUGCCACUGCACGCGCUGUCCGUCGGCGGCAAACCCUUGAUCGAGCGAAACUUGGUCGUGUAUUCGCCCAGCGCCGCGUUGCUCAGCCAAUGUCUGAACCGAUCAAAUUCGGUAUCUGAUUCGCCACCAGUCCGACGUGAUUCCGAGGACGAGGCCUCAUUCUUCGCCGUGUUUGAAGAGCUGUCGCGGGAGGCAGAACGUAGUCGCAUCUUCGAUCACGUCCGAUCUCUAGCGUCGUCAUUUCCAGGGAGCGCUUUACUAGGCUCCGAUGUGACCAGGCCGCGCUUUCUUGAGAGGGUGUCAACAUCAAGAUGGGUUCACUACCACGGACACGCCCGCUACGCCCACGAUGAUGUGCUGAAGGCAUCACUUGUCCUCAGCGACGGCACCGACCUCUUCUCCGGAGAAGUGGAGGCAGACAGGCCUGGCCUCGGGAUGGACGAGCUCUCUGUUCCCGAUCUCUUCAAAGCCCGCCUGCCUCGCACUGGCGGCGGCGUCAACUUCACCGUCAUCGCCUGCGAUUCGGGCACGCAAGACUAUGCCCCAGGCGACGAGCCGAUGGGACUGAUCCCCGCGCUACUCUACGCCGGCGCAACCUCAGUCCUGGGAUGUCAGUGGCCGGUAUUGAGCGCCUCUGGUCGAGCGUUCAGCAAAGCCUUUUAUGAGACUAUAUCGCCCAAAGACGGCAAGAGCGAUGUCAUACAUAUAGCACAAGCCAUGAGAAGCACAAUCUCUGAUAUGAGGACUGGAAAGCUGGGUGAUCAGUAUAAACAGCCAUACCAUUGGGCACCGUUUGCAUUGCACGGGCUAUGGUUCUUUGCCCGCCGAGCCACGUUCGUGAGAAUAUGA